AUGCUACACUUGCAAUUCGCCUGAUCCAGACACAUUGCCUUACUUGCUAGCCAGCCUUACCAUCAUCGAAGGAUCGCAAGGCUGUUUUGUUAUUUCUGCAGCCUGAGAUCACCUUGCUCGUGCUUUAUAACCCCUCACUGUCUUUUCUUGUCUUCCCAGAAAAUCACCUGGCGCACGACAAACUUUUCCCGGUGCGAGAACUCGACGCCGAUAAAUGUGGCGUGGGAAGGCCAGGCAGUCCGCAACGGCAGGCUGGCGGCGCGAUGAGCAGAACCGCAUGAUCUUACUACUAAUUCCCCCACAGGUCAGACUAGACCACACAGAGAAAACACCUAAUCACCGAACAUCUGAGCCAGCGAGACCUGACACCGCAACCAUAACCACUCUUCCCACCGAACUCAUCCACAUCGUCGUCGACUAUCUCCAUCCCGUCGACCGCGUCUGUCUAGCCCUCACCUGUAAAUCCUUGGCCUCUGCCGUGCUCUCGGCUCCGCGGCUCUGCCCGACGACAUGGUCCCGCUUCAACGACCAGCGCUAUAGCUGGCUCCUCCCUGAGUCCUACAGCCUCAUUCUCCGACUCGCGCACGGUUGGAUACCGAAAGACAAGCUCCGCUAUUGCUGGAAGUGUCACAAGAUCCUGCCGCGUCAAGCAGAGUACUUCCGCAGGAGACUGAUCUACAAGAAGAAUCCGAAAUGGGAUGCGAAGUUACAAAUCCAGAAGUCGACGUGGGAGCACAUGUCGAAACGUGAUAGAUACAAACAUUUGAUUGAGAUGUGGUGUGGCUCCCCAAUGGAGGACAGUAGCAGUGUAUACUGCGACUUUUGUCGGGAACAGAACCCUGCUGCUCCCCUGGUUUACCCUGUUAUAUGUCCUGUUUGUAUGGAACAGGAGUUGACAUUCCUCUGGAAGAUACCGCGGAAGCCGUGGCUCAGAAAGAUGCUAGGGAAAGUGUUUGUGUUCAUGUGCAAGUCUGUCGGUGUGGUGAUAGGUCUGGUGCUUGGAGUCAUCGUAUGGACGAUCCGGUCGGUGUAUACCCAAGGUCGCAAAGGCUGGAAAGCAAUAUGCUGCUGAGGCCCGGGCAGCGAGUUGGCCAGAUAUGAGCUAUGACGCAUUUGCUAUUUGCAGCGAAUUUCUUACAGCAGGAGAAUAACUACUGUACGUCUGCAACGACAGAGAAGAAACUGCAAGUCAAAUUCAUUCAAUUGCUGAG
Molecule: messenger RNA, 1211 nt
Organism: Exophiala viscosa
Lineage: Eukaryota; Fungi; Ascomycota; Eurotiomycetes; Chaetothyriales; Herpotrichiellaceae
Exons: 2
Coding region: 215-1072 (285 amino acids)
Molecular function (GO): protein binding
Source: RefSeq, a predicted model, not a curated record